GAGGACAAUUCCACCCUCUCCUCCACAUGGGAAGCCAGACACACCUCCCGUCCAGCGCAGAGCAGCUAUUACAUGAGAGGCCUCUGUCAUCAGCAUGGAGCAUGCACUGAUAAGACUGUGCAAGAGGCUUCUCUCCCUUAUCAGUUUCCUGAUUGGAAAGUGCUGAUUGCACAGACUGGGGUUAGGGAGUUAGGUAAGAAGGCAGUGCUAAUCCACCAGGGGAGGGAUGGCACAGUGUCACCUGGGUGUGUGGGCACAGAUAUAAGUGCUCACAGCAUCCUUCCUCUCUACCUUCCUCUGCCUGCAACCUCUUCCAUCAGAAGUCAUUGUCUACAGCUAGAAACAUGGACAAAAAGACAAUGGCUCCGUUCCCGGAAUUUCAGAACCAUAUCUCAGAGGACAAGGGCAAUCUUCCCAAGUACCCUGAUCUUCCUCCUAUUAGUAAUGCAGACCCUCCAAAUGACAAUGUUAGUACACAUGACACAGAGUCACUACCUCCAGCUUACUCUACUGUGGCAUUAUGCAAAGACACAUCUGAAGAGGAACAAGAGUUUGACCCAUGGGAGAUGCCAGAACUUAAGAGUACUGGACCAAAGUGGUCAGAAAUGAAUACAAAACAGCGUAUCCUAACAGUUCUGAAGUCCAUCACAAAAUUUGUCCUCUUGUUGGCUUUAUUAUAUUUCUUUGUUUGUUCCUUGGAUGUAUUGAGCUCUGCCUUCCAACUGGUAGGAGGAAAGGCUGCUGGAGAUAUUUUCAAGAACCACUCUAUACUGACCAAUCCUGUUGCUGGACUAGUGAUUGGGGUUUUGGUGACCGUCCUUGUACAGAGCUCGAGUACAUCGUCAUCUAUUGUGGUCAGCAUGGUGUCAUCUGGUCUUCUUACAGUUAGGACAGCCAUUCCAAUCAUCAUGGGAGCCAACAUUGGUACAUCUGUCACAAACACCAUUGUGGCUUUGAUGCAGUCUGGUGACCGGAAUGAAUUCAGAAGGGCAUUCGCAGGAGCCACGGUGCAUGAUUUCUUCAACUGGCUCUCAGUGCUGGUUCUACUGCCUAUUGAAGUAGCCUCAGGAUAUUUGUUCCACCUCACCAAUGUCAUCGUCAAAUCUUUCAACAUACAGAGUGGAGAAGAUGCCCCAGAUAUGUUAAAAGUUAUCACAGAACCCCUCACUAAGGGAAUUAUUCAGCUUGAUAAGAAAGUCAUUCAGGAGAUCGCCAGUGGGAAUCCAGCUGCUCAAAAUAUGAGCCUGGUCAAGAGAGAAUGUGGAUACAAGGAAUGGAUAAAUGCUAGUGUGCCUGGUAUAGAGGACUGUACUGCCAACAGAACAUGCUGGACAGAUGAGAAUAAUGUGACAUGGACAGAGGUUUCUGAAGCUGUGAAAAUCAGAUGCUCUCACAUCUUUGCUGGCAGUGACCUCCCUGAUCUAGCAGUGGGACUCAUCCUGUUGGCCUUGUCAUUGUUAGUGCUUUGUUUGUGUCUGAUUUUGAUUGUCAAGCUUCUAAAUUCCAUGCUGAAAGGACAAGUCUCUGUUGUCAUCAAGAAGAUCAUCAAUACUGACUUUCCCUUCCCAUUCUCAUGGUUGACUGGAUACUUGGCAAUGCUUGUCGGUGCAGGAAUGACAUUCAUUGUGCAGAGCAGUUCCGUCUUCACAUCCGCUAUUACUCCACUUAUUGGUAUUGGAGUGAUUAGCAUAGAGCGGGCCUAUCCUCUGACACUCGGGUCUAACAUUGGAACAACAACCACUGCCUUGUUAGCGGCACUGGCCAGUCCAGGGGAAACUUUGCAGUAUUCUGUGCAGAUUGCGUUAUGCCACUUUUUCUUCAACAUAUCCGGAAUAAUUAUUUGGUAUCCUAUCCCCUUCAUGAGGCUACCAAUUCGCAUGGCCAAAGCCUUGGGGAACAAGACAGCUAAAUACAGAUGGUUUGCUGUUGUUUACUUGAUCCUGUGCUUCUUCUUGUUGCCCCUGGCUGUCUUUGGCUUGUCCAUGGCCGGAUGGCAGGCACUGGCAGGAGUCGCCAUCCCGAUUGUGGUUGUAAUUAUCGCUGUAAUCAUCCUCAAUGUUUUGCAAUCCAAAUGUCCCAGAGUGUUACCAGAUUUUCUAAAAACCUGGGACUUCCUCCCCAAAUGGAUGCACUCUAUGAAGCCUUGGGAUGGCUGGAUGUCUACCGUCACUCUGUUUUGUGGUCGAUACUGUUGUUGUUGUUGCAAGAAAUGUAAGCGUUGUAAGUCUUGCCAGGAUAAAGAAGAUGAAGAAGCGUCAGCAGAAAAGCCCCAGGCUAUGGAGUGUCAUGAAAAUGCUGUAGAUCUGACUGAUGAGCUCCCAUCUAAAGAUCAAGGAAGGACUGUGGACCUCACCACCUUGUAAGACAAGAUCUCUUCUAGGGACUACACCAAAUGGACUAAAACCUCCUACUCACUGGAGUUCUGAUCAAAUCACUAUUUAUUUUGUGACCAGAGUGGUUAAGAUAAAAAAGAACACAUUUUUGUGGUAGUAAUUAUGUCUUUGUCCAUUUCUAAUCACUGGCAGUAUUGUAACUAGGUUAUGCUGUAAAGAUCUGCUAUGGACUAGUGAAUAUUUGGUGGAUAGAAUGGAGAGAACUGGAGAAAAAACUAAUAGGGUUAUUUAUCAAACUGGUGUAAAGUAGAACUGGCUCAGUUGCCCAUAGCGACCAAUCAGAUUCCACCUUUCAUUUUGGACAGCUCCUUUGGAAAAUGAAAGGUGGAAUCUGAUUGGUUGUUAUGGGCAACUGAGCCAGUUCUACUUUGCAACAGUUUGAUAAAUGACCCCAUAAAUGUAUGACUCAAUAAACCUAAUUAUAUCAAUCCAUAUAAACAAGGAAAGACAUAUUUUCAAUGGUAAAAACCUAAAUCAGACUGUGCUAUGUACUGUGUACAUAUUAAUACAAAUGUGUGAAAUCACUCAACCCUUGUAUAUAAAGAAAACGAAUAUUCUACUGUAUUAUAGAUGUAAUAUUUUUACCAUAUAUUCAUAUUUCUUAUAGAUUUGGCUAUUGAGGCCAAGCCAGAACCCAUGUACAGUUGUCAUAUGUUCUAAUAUGUAAUAAAUAUUGAGAUUCUGAGUUAAU
Bufo gargarizans (Asiatic toad) is the source of this 3084-nucleotide messenger RNA. RefSeq names its product sodium-dependent phosphate transport protein 2B-like. The record is from RefSeq and is a predicted model, not a curated record. Gene Ontology annotation, biological process: intracellular phosphate ion homeostasis; sodium-dependent phosphate transport. Bases 345 to 2363 code for a protein of 672 amino acids. NCBI's taxonomy places the organism in Eukaryota, Metazoa, Chordata, Amphibia, Anura, Bufonidae. Gene Ontology annotation, cellular component: brush border; apical plasma membrane; vesicle. The transcript is spliced from 14 exons. Gene Ontology annotation, molecular function: sodium:phosphate symporter activity.